Molecule: messenger RNA, 5259 nt
Organism: Cladocopium goreaui
Lineage: Eukaryota; Dinophyceae; Suessiales; Symbiodiniaceae
Source: the annotation of a GenBank genome assembly
AUGCAGAAGUAUGUGGUUGGCUUUGAGAUCGCAGAUGCGAGAAACCUCACCACGCAAGAUAGUUUGCCAUGCGACCCCUUCGUGGUGGUGGAGUGCUGUGGGAAGCGCUACCAGACCGACACCAAGGAGGCCAAGGCCAUGUUUGUCUCCUGGAACGAGGACAAUAUUUGGCCGGAUGUGGAGCUCUCACCAGAGGAGUUCGAAUCGGCCUACAUCGAGUUCUCUGUGUAUGCGAGGAAUUGGUUCACUCGAAACUUCCUCAUCGGUAAAGCCUUCCUCCAGCUGAAGAGCAUCAACGCGCGGCAAGGCCAUGUCUACAUGAAGAAGUCAUUACCUUUGCGAAAGGAAGGUGAGACAGCUGCCACAGGUAUGAUCACCUUGACUACCUUCUGCUUGAAACCCGGCGAAUCAGCGCCACAAGGGGAAGAGGCGCAGCAGCGCUUGCCAUCGCGUGCCCUAGCCACCCUGCUAUGCCUGCUAUGGCCAUGGCCAGCCUUGCAGGUGAAGGAGGAAGGUGAUGCUGCGGAAGACCUGGAAGAUCUGAGCAAAGCAGUCCUCGGAUCCUCUGCAGAGACGGCAGACACUGGGAAAUCCUAUCACGUGCUGAUCAACAUCUAUAGGGCCGAGAAUUUGGCGAAGAUCAGCGGGUCCAAUCCCAACCCCUUCGUGACCGUGGAAUUUGGAGGUGCAUGUGUGAAGACAACUCCUGCGUAUGACGUGGAGCAAUAUACCUGGAACGAAUGUGCGCGGAUACCAGUUCAAACCCCUGUUUAUGAGGACACCAUCCUCAUCAAACUUUGGAGUGGCGGCUCUGCGCUGACGAUGACGCCUGACUCAUUGCUAGCACAAGGUUUAAUCUCCUUCAGCGAGCUGCGGAACAACUCUUUGCCUGCGAGGUGGUUUUGUCUCUAUGGUUGGGAUCCUGAAGAGGUACCCGAUGUGAAGCAGAUCGCAAAGAGUGGCGAGAACAUUAAGCCCAACUUUUUCAAGGGCAAACUUCUCAUCAGCGGGCGGGUGGAACGCCUGGGUGCAGAAGAUACCAUGAUGCCGGCCGGCAUCACCAUGUCCAGAUCUGCACCGGAGCCUCGCAACAUGCAACUGGCACUGCUGGCGGAUGUCUACGAGGUGUGCGGAGCAGUGGGCAGAGAAUGUCAGGUGCAACUGGCCUUUGGCAGCAGCACCAAAGAGACCAAGGAGUGGGUAUCACCAGGUGGCCUUGACAAGAUUGCAGCCAUUGAGCAGCAUGGCCAGAAGUCAGUGACUGAUGAUUUUGGGGAAGACGAUCGUGUCUACGAUGUGGAGGACGUCACGACCUUCAGUUUCACGCAGGAGCAAGGUCGAAUCGAACCCAUAUUGUCCAUGGCGCCAGAAGAAGCCAAGUCACAGCCGCUGGUGAUGGUCAACGUCUACACUCGUGGUGUCCUUUCAGGCAAAAGCCGAGUUGGCUAUCAGAUGAGGCAGCUCGAGACCUUUCGGAAGUACGAACCUGGGAAUCCGGGACGACCUCGAUACAUUCCGCUGGAACCGAUGCCUUUCAACACCCAUGCUCGUAUUCCCGGAUCCGUUUUGAUGGUCAUCGAGCACUUCACCACGGAUGACGUGCCACGUCACAAUCGGAGAACUGUCAAGCCGAUGGUGUAUAUUGUUCGCGCUUAUGCCUUCAUGGCCCGCAACAUCAAGGUGGAUACUGCUUCAACUAACCUGGCUUUGCGGGUGGCUUGCGCAGGGAUCUCCAAGACUACAGCUCCAGAAGCCGGCCAAGUACGACCUAUGUGGAUGAAGCCCUUGGAGUUGAAAGUGACUCUGUGUUCGGAUCAUCCCAAAGAGCCACCCACCAUGGAGCCGAUCACGGUGACCUUGCUGGAUAGUCAGACGAUUUUGGGCGUGAAGAAUGACAGAGACAUCGGCAAGACGGUGUGCACAUACGAGUACAUGCGGCAGAAAGACAACAUGGGCAGAUGGGAACCUUAUAGGUUGCAGCCCCAAUGGGUGAAACUCUUCGGAGGGAACUACGGAAGCGUGGCCAUGGGUGAAGUCCUCAUUGGAUUUGAACUUCUUCAUUCCAAGUUUAGAGCUGACCUUCCAGCCAUCCAGAUGUGGCCAGUUUCCGAAGAAGAGUUUGACCCAAAGCGCCACUUCUCAAAGUUGAAAAAGGCGACCCUUCACUUCACCCUGUAUGGCCUCAGAGAUUUGAUCUCCACAGGUCGCCAAGAGGAUCCCCUGGUCAACGUGAGGGUGAAAAAGUUUGAGGAGCAACGGCCAACUGAAGAUGGCGCGCCUCCUCCGAGCAAGUACUAUUCCAUGAACUUCAAGUAUGAAAAGUUGGUGUACGAAGGGCAAGAGGACAACAAAGAUGACCACCUGCACAAGUGGCGGACGGAUGCUUUGGGGCAUCAAGGUUGUCGCAACUUGGAAUUCUUUCAGGUUCAAAAGAUAAAUGUCAAGGUGCCUGACAAGGAGAUUUUACAGCCGUUCAUUGCCAUCCGAGUGCUGGAGAAAGCGGUGGAGCUGUUUCAAGGAACUGCGCUUCAAAUGAAGCCCUUCGGAGAUGAAGGUGCUUUGGUUGGCGAAAGCCGUCAGAGUCUAAAUCGACUUUACCCUUGUACUUGGUACGAGGGAGUUACUUUGGAUCAGCCCUACAGCUACCAGGAAAACCGCAUCAAGCGGGGUGUUGACAGAGCCAUCAAGGCUUGCGCUUCAAGGACGGCGUACCAGGAGGAGACCCCUGAAGAUCGAGCCAGAGAACUGCAGGCUGAAAGAGAGCAGAGGCGACAGGAGCAGUUGGACUACAUGAAGUCCCUGAUCACCAUGGAAGAAGAGAAGGCCGAAGUCAUCGAUUCUCGAGCAUUGCCACUGGAACUCAGACCUUUCAAGUCCGUUUUCAAUCCAGCGGGAUAUUUGCCAGAGGAUCGUGAAGUCCUCCAGCUGCGUGAGGAGCAUGUGCUGAACAUGGAACAGCUUGGGAAUUUCCCCACCUGCUUUGGUGAGAGAGCCCAUGGAGAAGCCGGAGGAGCAGGGAUACGACUGCGUGGGAAACUGGAGGAUUCCAAGCAGAUACAUGUCUUCCAGCCUGAUUUCUGGUUUCGCAAUGCGCCUCUCAUGCGAAAUGCGGAUAUCGUAGAAGAUGACGAGCUGGCAGACUGGAAUUUCUACCAUGACAAAGUCUUCGGCUUUGUGAAGUGUUGCUUCAAACUGAUGGAUGGUUGGGAUUCAGAUGCUCACCAGGAGACAGGUGCUGUGCUCCAAGAAGAACUGUCAGAGGAAAGUGAGGAGCCUCCAGCAGUGGCUGGCCCCGCCACACCUGCAGCCACAACCCCUGCAGCCACACCUGCUGCCAGCCCCACCGGUACCGGUGCGGUCGGGGCCCUGCGCGGCUUGGGUGGGCUCGUAGCUGCAGCGGCCCACUCAGCGGCCCACUCAGCGGUCCAUGCUGUUGAAUCAGCGGCCCAUGCCACGGAGAUGUUGUUGGGAGAGACCCACGUUGCAGCGGCUCAUAAAAAGGAGCAGGAACAUGCGCAUCAUGAAAGCGUUCGAGUCACGGAGGAAGAUAUUGCCAAGCUUCGCAGAUCUGUGGGCUUUGACGAUGACCUGGACUCUUACGCCUUUGAUGCUGCUCGGAUCUGCUCGGUGGCCAAGCUCACUUCACGCUUCAAAAACAAGGAGCGUGUGCCAUCGCGGAUUCGUGUGCGGAUCUACUUUGUCAAAGCCAUUUGCAUUUUUGGCAAGCAGGUGGCCUGGCUGAUUGGCUUUGCUUGGGUGGGCAAAUGUGGGCAAUUUGACCUGGUCAGAGCGGGCGUUCGCCUUGCUUGCGUGGAAGGCUUCUUUGGGAAGGCCUUUAUCGACCCUUACCUGGCUUACAAGUUGGGCAAUGUGUUGGUCUCCAUGAGGAACAUGGCCCAGUUCAACACCAACGUGCCGAGCUUUUAUCGGGUCGAGGAGCGUGAUAUCGUGAUGCCUGCAGAGGCUAGAUUGCAGGUGGACCUCUUCGAUUAUCAAGAUGCAUUUGGUGAAGCCAUCAACGGUGAAAAACUGAUUGGCAGUACUGUGAUUGACCUGGAGGACCGAUGGCACUCAGCUUCCUGGCGGGAUGCAAUGGAUCGACGACAGCAGAUCCCCACCGAGAAUCGGGCCUUGAUCAACCCGCAACUCUCGGGGCAAAACUGCGGAAGUAUCGAGAUGUGGGUUGAGAUGAUAGAUAGCGUGCGUGCAUCUGACAUCAAGGCGUCCGAACUUCGAAAACCACCUGCCAUGGAGAUCGAGGUUCGCUUGGUGAUCCGCACCUGCAAAAAUGUCAAACUGUGGGAUGGCACCAAGACUGACGUCAAGGUCACAGUGGACUUGGAAUGUCGGGAGUACGAAGGAGUCACCAUGGGUUUUCCCAAGCUUCAAGCCACGGACGUUCACUUCGGCUCCACGGGUAACGCAAUCUUCAACUGGCGCAUUGUGUAUCCGCGCAUCGUGAUGCCGACGAAGAGUUGCACAAUGGAUUUGAAACUGUACCAAGCCAAUAGUAUUUCCGCCGAUGAAUUCAUUGGCGCCGUCGGCAUUGACUUGCGACGGUAUGUGGAGCGUGUGGCGAGGGAUAUGGAUUGCAUCUACAUUGAGAAAGCGGACCUCCAAUUCUCCGCUAGCUCUGGUGGUGACGAUGGUGAAGGUGGAGAAGCAGCAGCUGAUGCGGAAGAUGAGAAAGUGGGUUCUGUGCAGUUCGAGAUGUGGUUCAUGACCCAGAGUGAGGCCAAUCAGAAACGCGCAGGGAAAGGACGCGAGGAUCCCAACGACUAUCCUCAACUGGUCACUCCAGCGGAAGGACGUGGUUGGGGAGAUGUCCUUGGUGGCUUCUCCAUCUCCUUGCCCGAUUUGGGUUUGAUGAAGAAGAUCAUUCCCAUCGUCCUUUUUACACUGAGCGUGGCAUGCUUUAUGUUCUACAGUCAGUUGUUGCCCCCUCGAGGCCCUGAAAUUGGUUUCCGAAUGCUUGGGCUGGGAAUGUGUACAGAAGGGUGGCCAUAUCCAGUGGGUGGUGUUUGGGCCUUAGAACAACAAAUCGAACCACGUGUGAGUCAGAGCUUGCGGUUCGAACUUGAACCUCUACCAACGCGCAAGGAGGACCUGGCCAGAAGCCUUUUGCAGCUGCAAGCUGGCCAGUGGCUAUCGCACAUCCCUGGCAUGCACGAGGCUUGUCAGAAAGCCAGUCUUACCAGAGCGUUGGAGGCGAAGCAAGCCCCUUUCUGGCCACGCUCUUGGAGGCCUCCGUCCCUGUGA